Messenger RNA from Rotaria socialis, 1356 nucleotides. Lineage: Eukaryota; Metazoa; Rotifera; Eurotatoria; Philodinida; Philodinidae. The record is from the annotation of a GenBank genome assembly.
AUGUCCAUGACUAAUUACAUGAAUUUCACUGAAACAUUAACAACCAUGCUUCAAAAUGAAUCAACAUCAGCAUCAACAUCAAUCAAUGAAUCAUCAUCCUUGGAUGAUCUUUGCAAAAAUUUUCAUCUAAUCGUUUUUCUAUGUAUUAUAUUUGUAUUAAUCGUUUCGGCUAAUAUAUCUGUUAUUCUUCAAUUAACUUGUUCGAAAAAACGUCGUAGUCGAAUGAGUUUUUUCCUAUUAAAUCUUGCUUAUGCGGAUUUAUUUGUUGGCAUUAUUAUUGUCACUCGUGAUAUUAUUGAAAAAAGUUGUAUACCAUUUAUGCUUGGAACUAUUGGAUGUCGAUUGAUUAGUUUUAUACAAGGUACAAUUUCAUAUAAUUCAAGUUAUGUACUUGUUUGUGUGUCAAUCGAUCGUCUCUAUGCAAUUGUUCGACCUAUGGAUAUACGAACAGCAUCGUCAGCAUUUCGAUAUUCGUUGAUUAUCGCAUCGUGGGUUAUUUCAAUGACAUUUGCUUCUGCUCAAUUAUAUUUGCGAGACACUGAAAAUAUAAGCGGAAUGCCCAUAUGUGGCAAUCGACAAGAUGUUCAAAAUUGGAAUGCAUAUGUAUAUUUUCUUUUUCUUUCUCUGUAUCUUGUUCCAUUGAUUGUUAUGACUGUUUCGUACAUUAUUAUCAUUGUAAUAAUAUGGCAAAAAGGUUCACUUAAAAUAAAAGAUGAAUCCCCACAUGAACAACGUGAAAAAUCGAAAAUUCGUCGACUUAUUACACCAAAAACAUUGAAUGCCAAUGGUGAUCAUCAAAUUGAAACAAAUAUUCGUAAUGUACGAUCGUUGGGCGUGAUACCAAGAGCAAAAAUAAAAACUGUUAAAAUGACAUUAGUCAUUGUUAUUGCUUUUACUGCUUGUUGGUCACCCUACUUUCUUCUAAUGAUCAUGAAUUCGCUCAAUUUAAUCCAAAAUUAUCUUCUCAUUCGUGUUACAUCAUCUUUAUGCUAUAUGAAUUCCUUAGCUAAUCCGCUUAUUUAUUGGCUUUUUGUUACGAAUUUUUGUCUUCGAUGCAGAGAGAAUUAUGAUUGUAAUAAACUACUAAGAACAAAAUUAACAGCAAACAGCGAAAAUAUAGCGAUAUGUUCUUUAUCAGAAGCUCGAUACAGUAUUGGUAGCGCACGACAACAACGUCGACGUUCAAGUGAUUAUCAUCGUGCACAUCAUCCACGUACACCAACAAUGUCGGUACAUGUACCUCGUCCAUCCUAUUAUCGAACACCGCCAUCACCCUAUGUUCGAGCAAGUAAACGAAUGGUUCAACAUCAAAAUUCACAAGCACCACUUCUCUAUGGUUAUCAAUGUCCUCAUUGA